AUGAUGAAAGACUUGUUGCCAGACCGAACGCGUUUAUGGCGUUGGCUGUCACUUCAGACGAGAACCUAUCAGUAUCUUCACCACAGCUCGCGAACGGCGGAAGGCAUUGAACUGGGACCUGUACACCAUGCCGGCACUAGCGAGAUCACCAGCUGUACUCAGGACCGCGAACAUUUCGUGUGGUCAAACCCCUCCCUUUCGUCUCUCAAGCUCUCUACACACCAUGACAGCAAAAGAAGAUGGGUACGGGGAGUACUGAUAUUGAAUAUCAUACUGACCAUUGUGGCGGCGGCCGUGUCGGUCGCGGGUCAUGGCCAGCGGACGAUGAGCUCGGCCACCAUCUACAAGGGCAGUUGCGACCGAACAAAGGCGUGGACGACGGGUCUGCAUCUGCUGAUUAACGUCCUCAGCACGAUCGUUCUCGGGGCCAGUAGUUACUGUAUGCAGUGCUUAACUGCGCCUUCGCGUGCCGAUGUUGACCGCGCCCAUGGGAAGCGUGUGUGGCUGGACAUCGGGGUCGCCAGCGUGCGGAAUCUGGCAUGGGCGGAUUGGCCUCGACUCACCUUGUGGCUGGUACUUCUUGUAACCUCUUUACCCAUUCACUUGAUAUACAACUCCGCCGUGUUUUUCGCCUUGGGCACAAGGCAGUACGACGUCCUGCUGGCCUCGGCUGAUUUUGAUUUCAAUCGCCCGCCGGCGAAUUAUACCUCCUCGUACGAGGAGUGUUUUGAGCCAAACACUGCGAUGAAUAUGUCCACUUUCUAUGCGAAUCUUCCGACCUUCGAAAAUUUGACCAAAGAGGAAUGUGUCCGCACGUACGCAAUGGAUUUCCCGACAGACCUGGGCACCCUGAUCUUGGUGACCAGCAACCACACCACUUCCAACGAACAUCUGCAAUGGGUUGAAUUAGGAACCUCAGUCACGGACGGUUGGGAUGCUAGACAGCCCAGCUAUGACUGGCUCUGCGAUCAGUUUGGGCUUUCCUCCUCCUGCACCCCGUCGAAGCUCCCUCUUAACCAAUGGGUCGCCUCGCCCCUCGUGUCCUGGGGUGGUCCAGUGGUCAAAGCCACCAUCGAGGUUCCCAGUGGUUUGAUUACAGUCGACGGGACGGACGACUCAGGUCUACUGGGAGACACCGAUGACUGGAGUCAAGAUCUGACGAGGGAUCUUCAAACCCUUCUACUGGAGCUUAGUAGGUACCCAUCAGAGCAUGCCUUGCAGCAGUACCUGGAUAAUUCCACCCAUUGGCUCAACAAUACGUGGGCUCGGGCUGUAAGCCUCGUACCGGUCGCGGGCGAGGCAAAAUGUGCUGCCGAUCCCUUCAGGCUGAACGACGCGGGACCAUGGUACCCAGUCGAAUAUUGCUUGAGUCGGAAGGUCACCGAGCAAUGUGAGCUGCAGUUCAGCCCGGCGAUUUGCUUGGUGGUAAUUCUCUGCAAUAUGUUAAAGGUUCUGUUUAUGUCACUAACAGCCUGGAGCAAUCGGACGGACAUCUUCCUGACUGUUGGAGAUGCUGUGGCAUCGUUUCUGAGUAGACCUGAUCCAUCCACUGAGCGGAUGGGCCUGGUAUCCCGAUCGAAUUUGUUCCGUGGACCACAGCCCUGGCCGUCUCUCCGGAGGGACUAUUUGCAGCUCGCGGUGAAGGAUGCAUCGCGACCCCCAGCUUGGGAAACCCUUCCGCCUCGCCAGCGAUGGAUGCGAGCCUUGCCUACCAGCCAGUGGAUAGUGACCAUUGGCGUGUGCCUUACCCUUCUUGGUGUUGGUGGUUAUUAUCUGUCACAGGCUAUUUAUGCCCUGCAAGAAGAAGAACACCCCUGGACCUUCAGUGCGCUGUGGCAGCUGGGGUUCGGCUCGGCCACGCCAUAUACAAUCAUCUUUUCCCCUGUCUCGUCAAACGUCAUUCACAUGUCUCUUCUUGCCAACACCCCCCAGAUUUUCAUCUCGGUCGGUUACUUCCUGUACAACAACCUCCUGACGCACAUGCUUUUUGUUGCAGAAUAUGACGACUACGCGCGCCAGCGGAAGCCACUCCGCGUGUCCUGGCCCCAGGGAUCCCAACGAUCGUCUUACUAUCUCAGUCUUCCGUAUCGCUACAGCAUUCCCCUUAUGGUUGCCUCAAUGCUCCUGCAUUGGCUGGUGUCUGGUAGUUUAUAUUAUGUCCAAAUCAAUUAUAUUGACCCGCUUGGGAAGGAUUUGGUUUCAGAUCAGCUCAUUACCUGCGGAUAUGGGCCGAUCGCCAUUGUGUUCGCGCUUAUUCUUGGGGGAGUGAUGACGUGUACUGUAGUGGGUCUAGGUAUGAGACGUUUCGCAUCACAAAUGCCCAUUGCAGGUAGCUGCAGUGCAGCAAUCAGCGCUGCAUGUCAUCCAACAGAGGGUGAGGAGCAUGCUCUGAAGCCGAUCAUGUGGGGUGAGAUUCCGGUGGCCGCAGUGCAGCCGGAAGAUGAAGACGAUGUGGACGAAAUUAUCUGUGACCACGAGCUGGAAGACAGGAGGGAUGGGAAUGGUAACUAUUCGCCGUUGAGAAAAGACACGGCUGGCCAGGAGGGUGUUUAUGGCCAUUGCAGUUUCACCUCGGGGGAAGUGAUCACUCCAAACCCAUCAAGACUGUAUAUUUAG
Molecule: messenger RNA, 2616 nt
Organism: Aspergillus piperis CBS 112811
Lineage: Eukaryota; Fungi; Ascomycota; Eurotiomycetes; Eurotiales; Aspergillaceae
Exons: 4
Coding region: 1-2616 (871 amino acids)
Source: RefSeq, a predicted model, not a curated record